Molecule: messenger RNA, 1019 nt
Organism: Amoebophrya sp. A120
Lineage: Eukaryota; Dinophyceae; Syndiniales; Amoebophryaceae
Source: the annotation of a GenBank genome assembly
UUGGCUGGCUCCGGCCGGAAGUCGGUUCCGACCUGUGGCGGGUGCUAUCAACUGCAAAUAUGUUUGGGUCUGGAAGAUUGCUAGAUUUGUCCUCGCGCAUAUCUGACAUGACGCGAAACUUCGUGAUGCGUGUGGACGAAGAGGCCCGCUUACGUGUCACGCAAAAACGCAGUUUGUCAUGCGGGAGCGGGAUACGGAAGACACGGCAGCCCAAAACUUUGUCAUGUUCUUUGGCUGCGUAUUGCAGUGCGCAUAUCAUUCACUUCCAGCAUACAUAACUUUCCCGACCCAGACAUAUUUGCAAUGCAUAGGUGCUCGACACGGACAACGAUGAUGACAUCCAAGAAGACGAGUAUCCUGAGGAAAAACGUCCCCACCCCAGAAUCAAGAUGGGAAAGCUGCUAGACAAAUCAAUCAGCUUUGGGUAUUGCGCAUGACAAGCGUGGCCUCGUAAUUUAAUCCUGUUUAGCUAGUGCAGCAACAUUGCAUUGGCACAUCUAGCAUAUCGUUUUGAUUUGAGCAUCGCAUGCAAGGCGCGUUUGUGGUUUCGGUCGGUUUCAGUUUCACAAAUUCCACAACACGACAAGAAAAGGCUUCUCAUGUGGCUCCGCAUGAGAAACAUGAGAAGCAUGCAAAUUAAUUUGUAUGACAACUCUGGGGUGGGCACCCUUUAUUGCAUGACAACAAGAAUUUUCUUGGGGACGCCCUGCCCUUGGCCUUUGAAAAUGACAACCCUGGGCUGGGGACGUUUUUACACAGGAUAAGGAGUUCAAAAAAUUUGCAGGCAAGGAUGGUAUAAUGGACAUGCAUGACUGGAAAGUGGUGCAGGAGCAGGCGGAGAAGAUUCACAAGCACGACGUGGACCAGUACAACGUGGAUAUGCGGAAUCACGCGAUUCAAACUGCGCUCGGGAGCGGGGCGCUUUACUUGGGGAGUAAGUUGCACCAGAAGCGGAAAGCGGGGCAGGCGCAGGAGCGGGUCCGCGCGAAGGAAAAGCAGGACGCCCACCAACGAGAGGA